AUGAGUCCCACUUUCAUUUCAUUUCUCCUCGUCAUUUCUGCCAUGAUUGCACUCCCUGAGCUUGCCGCCGGCGCAACGAGGCACUACAAAUUUGAUAUUAAACUGAAGAAUGUGACGAGGUUGUGCAAAACCAAGAGCAUAUUGACCGUCAAUGGAGAGUUUCCCGGGCCGAGGCUGGUUGCUCGGGAGGGCGAUCAGGUGGUGGUCAAAGUUGUUAAUCAUGUGAAGAACAAUGUGUCUAUCCACUGGCAUGGAGUUAAGCAAAUACGGAGUGGAUGGGCUGAUGGGCCUUCAUACAUCACGCAAUGCCCGAUACAAACGGGUCAGAGUUAUGUGUACAAUUUUACGAUUGUGGGACAAAGGGGAACGCUGUUUUGGCACGCCCAUAUUUCCUGGCUUCGGGUCAGCAUUUAUGGACCCAUUAUAAUUCUACCCAAGCCCGGUGUUCCCUACCCAUUUGAGAAGCCAUACAAGGAGGUCACCCUUUUACUUGGGGAGUGGUUCAAUGGGGACCCUGAGGCGAUUAUAUCUCAAGCUCUUCAAACUGGAGCCGCCCCCAACAUCUCCGAUGCAUUCACGAUCAAUGGACUUCCUGGUCCCUUCUACAACUGCUCGUCCAUAAGCGACGCAUACCAGCUCAACGUACAGCCCGGAAAAACAUACCUCCUCCGCCUCAUCAACGCCGCCCUCAACGACGACCUCUUCUUCAGCAUCGCCAACCACACUGUCACCGUCGUCGAAUCCGACGCCACCUAUGUCAAACCGUUCCACACCAACAUCAUCCUCAUCACACCCGGCCAAACCACCAAUCUCCUCCUCCGCACCAAAACCUCUCCUUACCCCAACUCCACCUUCCUCAUCGCCAUCCGCCCCUACAACACUGGCCUCGGAACCUUCGACAACACCACCGCCUCCGCCAUCCUCCAUUACUCCACCACCGUUCAACCACUCGGUCGUCGCCUCCCCUUCCUCAUCAUUCCGCCGCCCCUCCCCUCCUUCAACGACACCGCAUUCGUCGCCAAUUACACAUCCAAACUCCGCAGCCUCGCAACCAACCAAUACCCCGCCAACGUACCACUCUAUAUUGACCGACGCUUCUACUUCACCGUCGGCCUCGGGACCAGCCCUUGCCCAAACAACGGUUCUUGCCAAGGUCCCAACGGCACCAAAUUCGCCGCUUCGGUCAACAACGUGUCCUUCGAGCUGCCUUCCACGGCUUUGCUUCAGGCCUAUUUUUUCCGGCGGUCGGAGGGGGUCUACACGACGGAUUUUCCGGUGAAUCCGCCAUUCGCUUUUAACUACACGGGGACGCCGCCGAACGAUACGUUUGUGGUUAAUGCUACGAAAGUUGUGGUUUUGAAGUAUAAUACGUCGGUGGAAUUGGUGCUGCAGGAUACGAGUAUACAGGGGAUUGAGAGCCAUCCGUUGCAUCUUCAUGGCUUUAAUUUCUUUGUUGUUGGGCAGGGGACGGGGAAUUACGAUCCGGUGAAGGAUCCGGUUAAGUUUAAUCUUAGGGAUCCGGUGGAGCGAAACACGUUCGGAGUGCCUUCCGGUGGAUGGGUGGCGGUGCGCUUCCUUGCAGAUAACCCAGGUGUGUGGUUCAUGCAUUGCCACAUCGAAGUGCACAUGAGCUGGGGACUAAGGAUGGCGUGGAUUGUUCUGGACGGGGAUUUGCCAAAUCAAAAACUUCCACCACCGCCAUUAGAUCUACCAAAGUGCUGAUCAUAAAAAAUCACUUAUAUUCUCGUGAAGUCUAACGAAAAAGCCUUGCUAGCUCUGACGAUAUGAUUGAACUUGCACGUCAUGAAUGUUGCAUCGAUUGCUAUUUUGUUUGCUUUUUUUUUCUUUUUCUUUUUUUGUUCGAGGAUUUUGUACUUAAGGAGUG
Molecule: messenger RNA, 1885 nt
Organism: Dendrobium catenatum
Lineage: Eukaryota; Viridiplantae; Streptophyta; Magnoliopsida; Asparagales; Orchidaceae
Product: laccase-17
Exons: 6
Coding region: 1-1722 (573 amino acids)
Biological process (GO): lignin catabolic process
Cellular component (GO): apoplast
Molecular function (GO): hydroquinone:oxygen oxidoreductase activity; copper ion binding
Source: RefSeq, a predicted model, not a curated record